Messenger RNA from Phoenix dactylifera (date palm), 1279 nucleotides. RefSeq names its product protein DEHYDRATION-INDUCED 19 homolog 4-like. The record is from RefSeq and is a predicted model, not a curated record. Lineage: Eukaryota; Viridiplantae; Streptophyta; Magnoliopsida; Arecales; Arecaceae.
AACCCUAUUGUUUUGCCCUCGACAUCUUCAACGCUGGAUUGGAAGAAAAAAUCCAGAAAAAAGGUUGAAGAACUACCAGAAAAAAAAGAAAACAAAAUUGGAGGAGGGGGAGGCGAGAAGAAGGAGAAACGGGGAAGGAUCCCUUCUUUGGGUGAGGAUUUGAGGAAUCGAAAUCUCUGCAAUCCGAUCCUUCUCCGCCUUUGUGCUUUGAUAUUCGGUCAAUGGAUUCGGAUCUCUGGAUUUCUCGCCUCGCCGCCGCCAAGAGGCACUACUCGCGCCAGCACCACCAGAACUCCCAAUCAGAUCGUUUCUUGCUCGAUGAUUUUGAGAUGGAAGAGGAGGUCCGGCCGGAUUUCCCGUGCCCGUACUGCUACGAGGAUCACGACAUCACGUCUCUGUGUGCCCAUUUGGAAGACGAGCAUCUUUUUGAGUCCAAAAUCGCCCCCUGCCCCAUUUGCUCUGCUAAGGUUUCAAGGGACAUGCUGAAUCAUAUCACCCUGCAACAUGGUCAUCUGUUCAAGUUGCAGAGACGUCGAAGAUUACGUAGAGUUGCUAUUCCUAACAGCCAGGCACUUUCUUUGCUGGGGAGAGAUCUACGAGAGGCUCACUUACAGGUGCUUUUUGGAACUGGGGGCCACUGUUCUGGCAGCACGAAUGCAUCGACCGCAGUUACUGAUUCACUUAUUUCUUCGCUUGUUUUGAAUUUCCCUACUACUGAAGUAGAGGAAGCUGUAAAAUCUUCUGUUCCCACUGCAGAGGAUACUUAUAUCAAAAAAGUUACACCUUCACAAACAUGGAAAUCAAGUUUCGAUUCUUCUCUGAGUUAUGAGGAGAGGGAAAGAAGGCGGAAACAGGCAAAUGCUAGGGCAUUUUUUGUGCAGGACCUGCUUCUUUCAACUCUUUUCGGUGAUUAAUUGAAGCAGGGAUGGAUCGACUGUUGGCAAAUGGAUCAUCGGUGAUUCCAAUUGCCUUCAAAUGCAUAAACUAUGAACAAAUGUUUCUUGGUAAAUCUAUUUUUAUCAUAGGCAGUUCUGGGGUCCCAACGGCUUAGGAGUUUCUAUUGAUGUUUAAGGGACAGCCCAGUUCAGCCCUUUCCUAUGUUUAUCUUGAGGCAGUUCCCUUUUUUUUUUUUUUCUGAGGUUGUUAUCUUAAGGCAGUGUUGGUGGAGUCUUCCAUGGAUGCUGCCUCUUGAGAUGUACCAAAGUGGAUGCUCAGCGAGUAAUCUGGCCAUCAUAAAUAUUGUUGGUUUUAACUUUCUGAGGGGAAUCCCCUUUUUUUA